Canariomyces notabilis is the source of this 1095-nucleotide messenger RNA. Its product is annotated as carbohydrate esterase family 3 protein. The transcript is spliced from 2 exons. Lineage: Eukaryota; Fungi; Ascomycota; Sordariomycetes; Sordariales; Chaetomiaceae. The record is from RefSeq and is a predicted model, not a curated record. Gene Ontology annotation, molecular function: phosphatidylcholine lysophospholipase A1 activity. Bases 232 to 885 code for a protein of 217 amino acids.
UCCUUCGACGACCUGGAUAGCAAUCUGGUGAUAUAAUUUUAUCGACGACCACCUCAACCCCAACUAAACCACUUCUCCAAGUCUUCUCAACCAUACCACAUUCAAGAUGGUGCAACUAUUUGUGAAAAGCAUUCGCUCGCCGCUUCCCUCGCCAGCAAUUUCGUGACCGCAGCCCCGGCGGAAUUCGUCAAAAGCGCCAAGUCCCUGGCCGGGGGCAAGCCUCUGCGCAUCAUGCCUCUCGGCGCGUCCAUCACGUACGGCCAGGCCUCGUCAACCGGCAACGGGUACCGCGAGCAGCUCCGAACACAGCUCCGAAAGGAGUUUGGCAACCCGGUCAACAUGGUGGGCUCGCGCAAGGGAGGCAAAAUGGCCGACAACGACGUCGAGGGCUGGCCCGGGAUGCGCAUCGAGCAGGUCCACGACAAGGCCAAAGAGUCGGUGCCCCGCGACAAGCCCAACGUGGUGCUCAUCAACGCGGGCACCAACGAUGCGGUGCAGAACUUCAAGGUGAACGAGGCCGGCGCCAGGAUGGAAGCGCUGAUCCGUGAUGUCUACAAAUGGAGCCCCCGCGCCACGGUGGUCCUGAGCACCCUGCUGAUGAACAAGAAGGACGAUGUCGACAAGAGGGUCCAGGACAUCAACAAUCAGUUCCGCGCCGUUGCCCGCAAAUUGGGCCAAGAGAAGAAGCGUAUUGUGCUCGUCGACAUGCACGGCAAGAAUGGCCCUACCGAGAAGGACAUGGCUGAUGACACUCACCCGAAUGAUGCCGGUUAUAAGAAGGUGGCCGAUAUCUGGCUUAAGGGUAUCAGAUGGGCUGGUUAUGCGGGUCUCAUUCAGGACCCGGAGAAGGUGCAGGGCCUGCCUGAUAACGGGCCGGACAACUAAUAAGCGUGAGUGAAGCGCGUGGGUGACUGCUAGGUUUCUUAUGCUUUCAGUUUCUGCUGCAUUGCGGGCGUUGGGGUAACUUAGGGACAGGGUAUAGAUCAUUGUUCUUAGAGGGCUAUAUCCCUCGGUAGUUUUUCAAUUUCAUUUGAAUUUGGCGCAUUCCGAUGAGAGUUUCCUCAUCUCCUUGCGGUAUGGUGUAUAAGUCAUGAU